This is a messenger RNA of Ipomoea nil (Japanese morning glory), 1839 nucleotides long. Its product is annotated as UDP-galactose/UDP-glucose transporter 5B-like. Gene Ontology annotation, biological process: transmembrane transport. Gene Ontology annotation, molecular function: 3'-phosphoadenosine 5'-phosphosulfate transmembrane transporter activity. The record is from RefSeq and is a predicted model, not a curated record. Lineage: Eukaryota; Viridiplantae; Streptophyta; Magnoliopsida; Solanales; Convolvulaceae. Gene Ontology annotation, cellular component: Golgi membrane; endoplasmic reticulum membrane. Bases 160 to 1326 code for a protein of 388 amino acids. The transcript has 12 exons.
GAAAUCGGAUUACCCGUACAAAAAGAAAACAAAACGACCAUGACUGACUGGAAAAAGAAAUAGUAAAGUCACCGGCGAAAGGUUCCGUUUCCACCUCAGCUUUCUAAAAGGAGCAAACAUCUAUUGCUCGGCGCUGGCUUUCCGGCGAGCUUGUAGUGUAUGUAUACUGCGCCGGUGAUCCGCACACUUUUGCUUAACGCGGUAGUGUUCAUCUGUUUGACUAGAAAUGUAAACGUGCUAGGCGAUUUGUUGAAGACAGUUGGUGCUGGUCGGGGGACGAUUGGAAUUGGAUGGGAUAUGGCGCAGCUACUGUCGCCGCUUGUGAAGGAAAGCCGGUUGAUCAAGGGGAUAUUCGCGGUGGUGGGAAUCAUGUCUACUCUUGUCGUCUACGGUCUCUUACAGGAGAAGAUCAUGAGAGUUCCAUAUGGACCAAAUAAAGAAUAUUUCAGAUACUCGUUAUUUCUUGUCUUCUGCAAUCGCAUUUCCACUUCUGCUGUCUCUGCUGCAGUUUUACUGGGAAGUAAGAAGGCCUUGGAUCCUGUAGCUCCAAUUCAUAAAUACUGUAUUGUAUCUGUGUCUAAUAUUCUUACCACAACAUGCCAAUAUGAGGCUCUCAAAUAUGUCAGUUUUCCUGUUCAAACUCUGGCAAAGUGUGCCAAGAUGAUUCCUGUAAUGAUCUGGGGCACAAUCAUCAUGCAAAAGAGAUACCAAGGACAAGAUUAUUUUCUGGCUUUCUUGGUGACUGUUGGAUGUGCAUUAUUUAUUCUAUACCCGGCUGCAGGUGACUUUAGUCCUUAUAGUAAGGGAAGGGAAAGUACAGUCUGGGGAGUUUCCCUUAUGAUUGGCUAUCUUGGGUUCGAUGGUUUUACAAGCACAUUCCAGGAUAAACUAUUCAAAGGCUAUGAUAUGGAAAUACAUACUCAGAUAUUCUACACAACACUAUGUUCUUGUUUCCUCAGUUUCAGUGGCCUAAUUUUGCAGGGAAAUCUUUUGAUGGCAAUAGAUUUUGUUUCACGCCAUCAUGAUUGCUUCUUUGACGUUCUUCUCCUUUCAACUGUGGCCACAGCCAGUCAAUUCUUUAUUUCUUUCACAAUCCGUAAUUUUGGUGCUCUUACCUUUGCGACUAUAAUGACCACAAGACAGUUAGUGAGCAUCUUGUUAUCGUGCAUGUGGUUUGGUCACCCACUCAGCUGGGAGCAAUUCGUUGGAGCUGUAAUCGUCUUUGGUUCCCUUUACUCGAAAAGCUUCUUGAGAAAGAAACCAAAACCUUUGCCCAUUGAAGACUCCGAAAAUGGAGCUUCAUUCCCUUCAACGGGGAACUCAUAGCUCCCAACACCUUGAAGUUCUUCAUGUCCUCCUCUACAACACCUUAAAACUGCACUGAGAAUCCAUCAUAGGAAUACAGGUUUUCUUAUUACACUCGUAGCCUCUGAAGGGUGAUUGGGAUCCUUUAACCGCAUGUUUUCCAUCUUCACAUUCACACAUUUGCUGGGUUAACUAUUCUUUUGACUCCCCUUUUGUUACAUACUGUUAACAUAUUAUGUAUUUUUAGUUAACAGAUUUUAUACAUUCAGUUAUUAUGUACAUUUAGUUAACAGAUUAUGUGUAUAGAAUCUGUUAAUUGUAAGUACAUAAUAUAUUAACUGUAUGUAUAUAAUAUGGACUAAAGUGGAUCUUAGUCCACGAUAUAAUUUGUGUUUAAAUGGACAUUAGGCUAAAAUAUUUGACGGAUAGGCUAGGCAACUUGGUUUAUUAAUUUAUUGUACUAAUGUUGCUCCCAUAUCCAGAGAAAGAGUUUGUAAACACGGGACUGAAAUACAGAAAUCAUUUCUAUGUUUA